Messenger RNA from Camellia sinensis, 946 nucleotides. Lineage: Eukaryota; Viridiplantae; Streptophyta; Magnoliopsida; Ericales; Theaceae. The record is from RefSeq and is a predicted model, not a curated record.
UUGUAAUUUAAAAAAAAAAGAAAAUUGUUAGAUAAAAUCCGGGAAGGUGGUGGGUGCUUCAGCGUCUGAAUUAGGCAGGCAAGACUGACAGAUGUUCUACGCCUCCUCCGCAUUCCACAAGUUCUUUCUCAUGGCACCAAAACCUCAGCGCCUCAAUCGAGUUGCAGAGACGACUCUGCAGAGCGCUACAAAGAGGCCGAGGAUGAUCACGACCACUGCUGAAUCCUCCAUGAGGGACGCUUUCGCCAAAUACGCAGAUUGCCUCAAUGAACUCAAUGAUAAACGGGAAAGGGUGGUAAAAGCAAGUCGGGAUAUCACCAUCAAUAGCAAAAAGGUCAUAUUCCAGGUGCACAGUGCUGAUGUUGCAACUUUAUUUUCCUACAACAGAAUGAGUAAACAUAACAAAGAGGAGGUUCUUGAGAAGGCAGAAAAAGAUCUGGCAGCUGUGACAGAUCAAUAUGUGGCCCGGCUAGUAAAAGAACUUGGGGGGACUGAUUUUUGGAAGCUAAGACGAGCAUACUCUCCCGGGGUACAAGAGUAUGUUGAAGCAGCGACACUUUUCAAAUUCUGCAAGACUGGGACUCUUUUGAAUCUUGGUGAGAUUAAUGGUAUCCUCUUACCAUUGAGUGAUCCUUCUGUGGACCCAUUGCAGAUUAAUGUCCUUGACUAUCUCUUGGGGCUUGCAGACUUGACAGGAGAGCUGAUGAGGAUGGCAAUUGGUCGGAUAUCAGAUGGUGAACUUGAGUAUGCUGAGAAGAUAUGCAGGUUUGUACGUGAAAUUCACAGAGAGCUGACCCUUCUUGCCCCAGAUAUGGAUGAUAGUAAUGAAAUGAAAACAAAGAUGGAUACUAUGCUACAAAGCGUAGUCAAAAUAGAAAAUGGUAUGCAUGUUAUUGGCAGUUAUUCUGUUCUGAUAAUUCAAACUCAAUGAAGUGUCUCUUGUAUG